Molecule: messenger RNA, 1154 nt
Organism: Myotis lucifugus (little brown bat)
Lineage: Eukaryota; Metazoa; Chordata; Mammalia; Chiroptera; Vespertilionidae
Product: leukocyte elastase inhibitor-like
Exons: 2
Coding region: 92-646 (184 amino acids)
Biological process (GO): negative regulation of endopeptidase activity
Molecular function (GO): serine-type endopeptidase inhibitor activity
Source: RefSeq, a predicted model, not a curated record
UAUAAAAUUUCCUUUGCUCUACGAGAAUGCAGAUAAUAAUGUGAGUGACUUGGUUUUUUCAACUGUUCAGAAAGACACAAAAACAGUGAAAAUGAUGUAUCAGAAAAGCACAUUUCCAUUUGGCUACAUCGAGGACCUUAAGUGCCGGGUGCUGGAGCUGCCUUACAAAGGCAGAGACCUCAGCAUGGUCAUCCUGCUGCCAGAUGACAUCGAGGAUGAGGCCAUGGGCCUGAAGAAGAUCGAAGAACAAUUGACCCUGGAAAAACUGCAUGAGUGGACCAAACCUGAGAAUCUGCGUUCCAUUCAAGUCAACGUCCACCUGCCCAGGUUCAAGGUGGAAGAGAGCUACAACCUCAACUCUCACCUGAAAAGCCUGGGUAUAGAGGAUCUCUUUGAUAGCAUGGCUGAUCUGUCUGGCAUGUCAAGAGCCAGAGAUCUUUUUAUAUCAAAAAUUAUCCACAAGUCGUUUGUGGAAGUUAAUGAGGAGGGCACAGAGGCAGCGGCGGCUACCGAAGAAGAAAUUAGAAUGACUUGUGCGCUUAUGCCAAAAACUGAAAAUUUUGUGGCCGACCAUCCAUUCAUUUUUUUCAUUCGACACAAUCCCUCAACUAACAUCCUGUUCUUAGGAAGACUUUCUUCCCCUUAGAAACCCAAGGUCGAGCUCAGAGCUGUCACUGGCCCUUUCAAAAAUAUAUGAAAAUUAUAUAUCUUCUACAAUAAAUCUACCACCCCCCAAAAAAUCUGUAACUUCCUUUCUAAUGUCAGCUCUGUUGGCUGCUUACACCCAUUAACUUUGGCAUAGGUAUCUGUUUUCCUUUCUUUAUAUUGAAAAAUUGAGUGAUUGCUUUUGAAUGCACCAAGCAGAUAUGUAGACUCUUGACAGUGUAGUAAACGAAGAAACUGCUCUACUAUAUUGAAAGCCAUGAGAAAAAUUACAGUACUGUAAUUUGUUUCACAGAUAGAAUUCUGGGAGCUAUGAUAGAGAGAUAGUCAUUGUUGAAGGGAGGCUUAAAAACAGACAUUCAAGUGAAAUAUAGGAGAGCAGCCCAAUUAAGGGUUGGAUUAUGAAGAUAAAUUUGACUUGGCCCAUGUUUCUGACCCUUUGUUUCACAGGAUUAGUAUUCUAUUAUAGUUCCUCUGACUUCAAACAAUUA